Yamadazyma tenuis ATCC 10573 is the source of this 2115-nucleotide messenger RNA. Lineage: Eukaryota; Fungi; Ascomycota; Pichiomycetes; Serinales; Debaryomycetaceae. The record is from RefSeq and is a predicted model, not a curated record.
UAUGAUUAACUCAAUUGUUAUCCAGAGACCGUUAUCUGUUUACGAAAACUUCUUCAGAUGCCGAACUGCCAAUCGGUUCUAUAAGACUUUCCAGGUAGCCUCCACAUACUCAAAACCGCUCACCAGAGAUAACUUGGCGGCAGCGCUUCGCAGGUUCCUCCUUGAUUAUCAUCUUUUUGCAUGUAACGUUUUCCUUGAAGAGGGGGGGUAUGUGAUGAAACCAAUAGAUAGGGUCAUGUUUGAUGACGUAUUUGUGGAUAGAAGUCAAGACUCAGAAACAUUUUUGCAUAAAGGUGUUAUUACAGAGGCAGCGAUGACGUGGUUGAAUCAUUAUCAGUUUGAUUUAUACGUUCAAAAGCCCUUGUUCAAAGUAGUAUUGUUUGAUCCAUAUACACUUUCAGUCGUCCUUGAUCAUACCUUGUUUGAUGGAGUGACUGCAAGUUCCUUCCAUGAAGUCUUUUUGAAAAUCUUGGACGAUUUAGAUGCUGACGCAGCUCUCGGUUGUAAUAACAAUGAUGUUUUGUUCCUGAAGGAGGAGGACACUCCCCACUUAACUCACUCUUUGCCACCCCCAAUUGACGAUUAUCUUCCAUCAUGGGACCUCGACUAUAGUGACGGUGAUCCUAAUUACUAUGACAAAGUUACUCCCCCUGGUCUAAAGAAAUUUCCUGGACGGUUUCCCAAUCUGACGAAUCAUACAUUAGCAUUCAAGCUCACUAAUUUCCCUCCAUCAGAAUUGAGAAUGAUGCUAGCCAGGUCUAAGCAAGAAGGUGUCACCCUUACUGCAUACCUUCAGUAUGUCCUUGUGAUGAGUUUUCAACCCGUAUUUGGAGAUACGUAUUACACUGUAAAUAAGGUUGCCAUUGCCUUGCGUAGAUACUUCAGCAAAGAUAAAGCUCCUCCUCAUUACAAACACUAUUUCGAUGAUUUGGAAUACAAAAAUAUGGGGGUACUGGCUAAUCUCGGAUUAGCUCAGAAUUAUCCCCCUCUCAAAAAGUUUAGUUGGGAUGAUGUCAAAAAAGCUAGUGGCAAUCUUGCGGCAGCUGUCAAGAAUGAAAAACUCUUGAAUAUGUCAGUGAAAUUUAGAGAUUCAUAUAAUCCCCUUACUGAUAAUGAAGGAUUUUUCACAGGAAUUGGUGGAAAUAAGUCUGAAACAUCCAAGUUAUCGAAUUUAGGAUUCAUAAAAAUCCCCGAGUACAAACAUGGUUGGACUAUAUCCAAUAUGAUUUUCUCCCAAGAUGUGAGUGCAGUGACUAGUGACUUCAUGUUCAAUUUUAUUUCUACACCAGAAGGAGGUUUGAACAUUGUUACUAGCUAUUAUAACCAUUCCUUUGAGGACUGUGAGGUUGACAAUUUCGACUCCUUCUUAGAGAAUUUCCGCCUGAAUGCCUUGAAGUAUUGUCAACUUUAAUCAGGAUAUGGACAAUUUUGUCCUUUAAUUAGAAUUAAUACUUAAUAGAAAUAGAUUGAACAUGUGAAUGAUUUACAGUUAGGAAUAAGAUAUAGAUUCUAAUAAUCAUUCUCAAGUACUUUGGACAGAAAAUUCAAAUUGUACCUAUUCAAAUUGUACCUAUUCAAACUUGGUUUGUUCAAAGUUAGUGGCUCUUUCUUCAGUUGAGCCUUGCAUAAUUUAGUAGUAUACUAGCUCUCAUUUUUCGAACCGCGCUACGGAAAUACUCAUGGAACAUGAAAGUCGUGGUUUGAGAGACCCAACUACAGGACAAUGGCUCAAUCAAGAGCAAGUAGCGGAGGUCAAGCGAUUCGAUGAAUUUGUGACAAUUGAUUGGGUUGAGGAUGAGCUUCUAAAUCACAGGGACUCGUUAUUAAAAAAUAGAAAUGCUCGGGUGCUAACGUCACUAGGAAUGAGGCUUCUUUCGUUUGCACAGAAUUGGCUUGUACUAGGGGCUAUGGGAAUGAUGAUUGGGCUUGUCGCCGCAUACUUAAGUGUUGUGACUGCUUGGUUAGCUAGUGCUAGGACUGGUUACUGCUCGAGUGGACUUUACCUCAAUAAAUCAUUUUGUUGCUGGGGACAAGAUGAGCAUAACUGCAGUUCUUGGAAUAAAUGGUCGAGGUUUGAGUUCAUUAAUUAUCUUAUAUUCAUAUUAUUAUCAUUGG